Lactuca sativa (garden lettuce) is the source of this 450-nucleotide messenger RNA. RefSeq lists its product as uncharacterized. Lineage: Eukaryota; Viridiplantae; Streptophyta; Magnoliopsida; Asterales; Asteraceae. The record is from RefSeq and is a predicted model, not a curated record.
AUGAGUCAAAGACGAUGGGUGGAAUUGUUAAACGCUUACGAAUGCAAGAUUCGUUAUCACCCCGAAAAAGCCAACGUGGUUGCAGACGCCCUGAGCAGAAAGGAAUACUGGAGCCGCCGAGUAAAGACGUUAACCAUGACCAUCCAUUCACACCUAUCCACACAAAUCAAAGUAACACAGGAAGAAGCCUUAAAACCAGAGAACGUGGAAGGUGAAGCAUUAAGAGGAAUGGACAAAAAUCUUGAAGUCAGGGAUGACGGAGUUUGGUGUCUCAUGAAACGGAUCUGGACACCAAAAUUUGGUGGAUUCAAGGACGUUGUCAUGAACGAAGCUCAUAAAACUCGUUACUCAUUGCAUCCCGGCUCCAACAAGAUGUAUUUAGACCUCAAGAAGUUGUAUUGGUGGUCGAACAUGAAAGCCAAAAUAGCUACCUUUGUGGGAAGUGCCUGA